Colletes gigas is the source of this 6677-nucleotide messenger RNA. RefSeq names its product E3 ubiquitin-protein ligase RBBP6 (gene snama). The record is from RefSeq and is a predicted model, not a curated record. Gene Ontology annotation, cellular component: nucleus. The transcript has 16 exons. Gene Ontology annotation, biological process: ubiquitin-dependent protein catabolic process; protein ubiquitination; mRNA processing. Lineage: Eukaryota; Metazoa; Arthropoda; Insecta; Hymenoptera; Colletidae. Bases 303 to 6176 code for a protein of 1957 amino acids. Gene Ontology annotation, molecular function: ubiquitin protein ligase activity; zinc ion binding; nucleic acid binding.
UAUCCGACUGAAUUAUAUAGUCACUUGGUGUUUUUCAGUUUUACGAUUGUAGUGUUUUGUUCGUAAUGUCUCACUUUUAUCAGAAUCGAUACAUUCGUAUGUGUACAGGUUAGAUAUCUGAUGAUUUCGAGAUUUACAAACGAUAUUACAAAGGCAUUAAAUUUAUCGUACCUAGCAACAUGUCAGAAGUCGGGAAUCAUGCUUGUGCGUUCUCCAUGAAAAUACGUUUAACGCUUGCAUUAUUUGAAUUUACUCAUUUUGGAGUGAGUACUUGUAGUUAAUAGGAUAUAUAAAUAACGAAGAUGUCGGUACAUUAUAAAUUUAAAUCCACUUUGGAUUAUGACACUGUGUCCUUCGAUGGAUUACAUAUUUCCGUAGCAGAUUUGAAAAAGGCUAUUUUCCAUCAAAAGCGUAUAGGAAAGAAUACGGAUUUUGACUUGCAAAUAACAAAUGCGCAAACUAAAGAAGAUUACACAGAUGAUAAUGCGUUGAUUGCAAAGAAUACUAGCCUUAUUGUUGCUAGAGUUCCAUUAACGGUGCAACAGAAACGAUCGUGGGAUAGAAAUGAAACUCCUUCGUUCAGUAACUUAAAAGACGAAGCCAGUCUUGGUCGAGCUGUAGAUCUUACUAGGCUCGAUGGCUCUGAAGAAGAUAAAAUUCGAGCGAUGAUGACUCAGUCGACACAAGACUAUGACCCAUCAAAUUACAUGAAGAUACGUGGAGCGAAUCAAACUGGUGACGUACCUGCAAAUUAUCGUUGCUACAAAUGUCAUCAGCCUGGUCAUUGGAUAAAAAAUUGUCCGCUUGGAAUAAACCAAGAACCUAUAGAAAUUAAGAAAAGCACAGGUAUUCCUAGGAGUUUUAUGGUACCGGUAGAAGGACCACGAGUUCCUGGUGCUAUGAUGACGCCUACAGGUCAAUACGCAGUUCCAGCCAUUGAUCAUCAAGCUUACAAAGAGGGGAAAAAAGAACGACCUCCAUUCUCGCAAGAUCCAGAACCCGCUGUGGAAAAGCCAGAAAUUCCGGAGGACCUAUUAUGCAACAUUUGCAAAGAUCUUUUAACCGAUGCAGUAAUGAUACCAUGUUGUGGAAAUUCAUUUUGCGAUGAAUGUAUCCGUACAUUCUUAUUAGAAUCUGAAGAGCACGAAUGUCCAGACUGUAACGAGAAAGAUGUUUCGCCAGAAACGCUAAUACCGAACCGUUUUCUGCGAAAUGCUGUAAUGAACUUUAAGAACGAGACUGGGUAUGCCAAAAGGCAGACGUAUAGACAGCCUAUGCAAACGAACAGACAGCCUGUGAUGCAAACGGAACAACAAAAAGCUGAACAAGCUUCGAAUCAAAUUAAAACUGUCCAAACAGCGAGUGCCACAGAUACACCCUCUCAAGAAUGUGCAGAAUCGCAAUCAGCAAAUAUUGAAUCUGCUUCGCAACAAUUUUCAGCCAGUAAUAUACAACCACAAGCAACAACUCUUCCUGAAUCAACAUCAGAAUCUGAUUUGCAAAGUGAUUCCGUGACAAAGUUGACUACUGACGAAGAAACAGAGGUACCACCGCCUCCAGGAACAGAGCCGUUACUUCCAAUACCUGCUAUUGGCAGCUCACCGGAAAGGGACAGAGAAAGAAGUGAUCCUCCGUGUCGUGAAAAGAAAGAUCGUGAUAAUGAAUAUUUGGGAGAAAGACAACCGAGAGAACGCAGACGAAGCUUUAGCAGAGAUGGUCAUCGUGACAGAAGUGGUGAGCGUGGUCGUAGAAUGGAAAAUUUACGACCAGUAAGUAGAAGACGGUCCUUGUCCCCUAGACACUCUCAGCACAGCGACUACAGUUCUCAGGGAACGCCAUUGCCACAUUUAAUGAACCCACCUCCGACAAAGAAUUAUCAAGGACUGCCACCCGAUGAUGGACAUUAUCCAUCCAGUAUGCAUUAUGAUAGCGCCAUACGUAGAUCAACUGAAGAUCGUCCAGGCACUCCGACAGUUGAUGAACCACACUUACAUGUGCCUUCUUCUGGCAACCAGCCACCUCUUUUACCUUUCCCACCAGGAGAAGAUCGUAUCCCACAGCCAAGCUAUAAUCAGCCCCCACCUAACGUACAACCACAUAAUCCGCCUUUAUUACCAGAUCCAUACAUGAGUCAUAGAAUACCAAUAUAUCCUCAUCAACAAGGAUCUCACUAUGGACCUCCAAGAUAUGAAAGACCUCCUUAUCAGCAACAAGGAUACAGACCAUCGCAACCGCCUCGGAAUUACAAUGGUCCGCCACGUCCAAUCAGGGGAUUGCAUCAUCUUAGUUAUAGAGGAUUACAACCACCGCCACCUGGAUUGAGUAGAAAUAUUCAUAAUGGCAAUCCACCUGGUAUAAUUGAUGAUCCAUUAGAAGCUUUUGAACGAAUGCUCAGAGAAAAAGACGAACGCGAUAGGCGACUUGGAAAACACAGAAGAAGAAGUAGAACACGAUCGAGAUCUCGUAGUUAUAGCAGGUCUAGAUCACGUUCGUUUGGCCGUAGAUCACCAUUUCCGGCUCGUUUAAGUCGAUCUAGAAGCCCUCCUUCGAAGAGAAGGUCCUCGAGAUCACCACUACCUCUUAGAGUGCGAAGCCGCACUCCGAAACGGAGAUCGAGAAGCGGAAGUUUCUCAAUUAGCAGAUCUAGAUCGUAUUCACGUAGUCAAUCUCCCAGAUUAUCUUUGUCACGAGAUAGAGACAGAGACAGAGAUCGGGAACGAGAUCGUGACCGUGAUCGCGAUCGUGAUCGUGACCGUGAUCGUGAUCGUGAUCGUGAUCGUGAUCGUGAUCGUGAACGAGAACGAGAGCGAGAACGAGAGCGAGAACGGGAUCGUGAACGUGAACGUGAUCGUGACCGUGACCGUGAUCGUGAUCGUGAUCGUGACCGUGAUCGUGAUCGUGAUAGAGAAAUACUUUCUAGAUAUCGAUCACCAGCUAGAUCACCUCUAAGAUUCCAAAGAGAGAGGGAUCGUGAUAGAGAACGACCAAGAUCGCGCGAGCCUAGGGAAGGAUAUAAUAGUUAUUACAAUGAUUCGCCAGCGCAUGAUUAUCAAUUCAGAGAUCGAGAGCGUGAUUUACCUCCUAGAGAGAGGCCAAUACCGAGGUAUCCGAUAAGGAACCAACCAACUCAACAUAACAUACCACCUUUGCUGCCACAUCUAGUCACUGGAGGUCACCCACCGCCGCUUAUGUCAUUGGGACCUCCGCCUACGGACAGGAAAGACUAUUAUGAUUCCUACAACAGGUAUCCUGGACCAUCCACGCAACGUUUUGGCAGUCCUUUACGAGACGUGCCCCACAAAAAAAGAUUUGACGACGUUGCCCCCCCUGGUACAGAGGGUUACUACGAUCUUUCACCACCGGGCGUUGAACAUUCUGAUAGAUCUCUGCGCGAUGAUCGUGAUCGACGCGUAUUAAGGGAACAGGAAGAUCGUGAACAUUCCCUGAAGGAUCAUGAUGUCGAAGAACGAGACAGACUAUCUAUAAGAGAUGACAGAGGGCGUGAACGCGACGAUCGUUUGCGCGAAAGAGACGAACGAGAUCGAAGAGUUUUAAACAGAGAUCGCGAAGAUCGUGAGAGACCAGCGUUAUCCAGAGAUCAUGAUGACAGACCGCGAGAAAAGGAUGAACGCGACAGAAGGGAAAAAGAAAAAGAGCGAGAUGACAGGCAUAAUACUCGUGAUCGUAGAGACGACGACAGACAUCUCGAGAAAAAAGAUUAUGACAAAGAUCGUUACAGGGAUGAAAGGGACCGUCACAGGCAGGAUGAUAAGAGUCGUACACGCGAGAAGGACAGACGUGAAAGGGAUUAUGACGCUGAGAAAGACAGGGACCGACACGAGCGUUACGAAAGACGCUCCGUGGAAAGGAAAAAGACCAGGAAAAGUCCAACUCCUUACACGCAGAAAGGUAGGACAGAUGCAAAAGAUAUAUCACCGGAACGCAUAAAGAAAAAGGAAAAGGAUCACGAAGAGAAGAGCGAGGAAAAGAAAAAGGAGAAGAAACUCAAAGACAAGAAAAAGAAGAAGGACGAUGAGAAGGAGAAGAAGAAGAAGAAGAAGAAGGACAAGAAAUCGGGCCAGAAAGAGAUCACGAAAGACGAGCCUAUUAAAUCUGCUGAGCACGAAGACUUGAUGGUAGAGAAUAAACAAGAGGUUAUGUCACCCACGAAAACCGAUGUCGUGAAACCUGGCAGCGAGGAUGAAAAUAUUGAUAAUAGAAUAGAUUGCCUUCCUACGGAUGUUAUUAUGGAAGAGUCGAUCAAAGAAGAAUUUGAAGAUAAAUCUCUAGCUAUAAAUCCGGAGCCUCCAGAAUUUAACGAGACCAGUCCAGAAAGAAUCGAUCACACAGAAUUUGGAACGAAUCCUCCUAACCCUAAUUUCAAACCAAUCCCAGAGUUAAAAUCAGAAAUAAAACCCAUUGAUAGCCUUUACAGCGGACUGGACGAUGCAGAAAUAAAUACUGUGAUCACAGAGAAGUAUUCUUUGCUGUCAGAGAACGAAACGGAAGAUAAAAAUACUCUAUUGGUGGAAAAGUCGCCCAAAAAGGAUGAGUUUUUAGCUCCCAUGCCGGAACUGUCUAAAUGGGAAAGAGACGAUACCAUAGAAAAGUCAGACGAAGUGUGCGAAUCGCCCAUAGAAAAAAUACAACUGGAUGAACCCAAGUCGACAAAAGUAGUUACGUCGGAGGUGUUAAAACGAGCCGAAAACGCAAUUUUCCAGAAAGCUAUUAACGCCAUUAGACCCAUCGAGAUUAAAAAGAUUAGUGAGAGUAGAAAAGUAUUGUAUCAGAAUCCAGAGCCGAAAGUACUUGAAAUCGAACCUAACAGAGAGCCAAGGAAGAGCGUGAACGUCACCAUAAACGUUGGACGGAAUGAAAGAAAUGUAGAAAUUACAGAACCGGUGAAGAAAGCUAAAUUGGACAGGACGAAGUUUAAACCAGUCCCUGAGACUUACUCGCCUACAAGGCUUUCUGCUAAGGAAAGGCUGGGUGAAAAAGUGGAAGAAAACAAAGAAAGGAAAAUCAGCCCUAUUAAAAGUUUCCUGGAUAGACGGGAGACGAAAAGUGAAACUCAGUCUAGAAGUCGAUCUCCUAGAAGUGGCAGAGACAAGAGAAUUUCUCCACUUUUAGAUAGACGCGUUGAUUCGUCAUUGUCAUUGUCAGGAAACGAACGCAAGGUGUUCCUCGAUGAUCGAAAACGGGAUAAUAAAGAUCGAGGCGAUCGUUCGAAGGACAGAAACGAUUUUCGAAGCGAACGUCAUGAUAUGAGGUCCGAACGAGAUCCAAGAAUUGAUUCUAGAGGUGACUUUAGAUCGGGUCGAAAUGAUUCUAAAGGUGAUAAAAUGGACAAAGAUAGAGAGAAGGAAAGAGAUAGAGAAAGAAGAGGGAGAACGCCAACCUGCACGUUUAAAAGAAGCGAAAUUCCAAAGGUAGGUCUUAUGAAAGGUAAAGACGACGAGGAUGAUAGAAGAAGAGAUAAAAAGACGAAAGAUGAUAAGAAGAGGAAGAAAGAGCAUCGAAGUAGAAGUAAGUCUAAAGAACAUAAAAAACGAAAGGACAAGAAGCAUAAAAAGGAUAAGGAGAAGAACUUGGAGAAGAAGCAAAAGCAUAAAGAUAGUCUUGCUUUGAAAGAAAAGCCAGAGACUAAUGAAACUAAAAUAAAUUAUGAGAAUCCUGAGCCUCCGGUUAUAGAGUCUGUGAAGAAGCAAAGGAAGAAUCCAAGACUUGUUUCCGAUCGUAAGCGCAGUAUGCUCGACGAAGCUAGUUUCGAGCCUGAUUAUAGUGCUUCAGAUUCAGAGUCUGACGGCGAGGAUGGGAAAAUAAUGCCGCUACCUGUCAAGAAACUAAAAAUUGACGAGCCAGAUAUGGACAAGGAAGUUGAAAUAAAAACUUUCAAGAAACGAUCGAAGUCUACGAGCAGCGAAGAUUCGUCCACCAGUUCGGACACUUCGAGCACCGAUUCGGACAGUUCGGACGAGUCGCACAAGAAAAAGAAGAAGAAACACAAGAAGCAUAAGAAAAAGAAAUCUGUAAAAAGGGACAGCAGCUCGGAUUCCGAUUCUUAUUCAGACUCGUCGGACACGAGUAGCGACGAGGAGAAACACAAAAAGAAAUCAAAAAAAUCAAAGAGUAGAAAUAAACAGGCAAAGAAGAAGAAAAAGUCGAAGCACAAAUGAUAUCGCUAAAUGUCUGUGUUAUUUAAAAGAUUUAAUUCUGAGAGGAACGUUUUUUUUUUUUUUUUGUUAAUGCAUUUUAAUGUAAGAUUCCCUACCAGAAUUAUUUAAAAAUUAUAUGCACCAAAACAAUAUGAAACAAAGUAGAUCUUAUACCGUAUUUAUAAUAGUUUAACAGUUGUCAAAGUUAAUUUGAAACUGACAUUAUUGACUCAUUACUUAUUAUUAAUAGCCGGUACUUUUCGAAUACAAAUAUUCAACAAAAAAAAGAAAAUUAUUUGCAAAGUGACGCGCGAACAUUUAAUUUGUUUUAUUUAAUUUUCAAAUGUUAUUAAGGCCUUUACGUAUAAUUGCCCGUAUUUCAAUUGCAACAAUUAAACGCUGUAAGUAAAUUUAUUACAGUAAGUGAUGUAUAUUAUAGCAUUCAGUAGAUAAUGAUAUCAUUAAGCAAUCUGGUACAAUACUUUUAGACAGCAACAGCAGUUAUAUUUAAGAUCUCCAAUA